Messenger RNA from Cornus florida, 1275 nucleotides. RefSeq lists its product as uncharacterized. NCBI's taxonomy places the organism in Eukaryota, Viridiplantae, Streptophyta, Magnoliopsida, Cornales, Cornaceae. Bases 1 to 1275 code for a protein of 424 amino acids. The transcript has 5 exons. The record is from RefSeq and is a predicted model, not a curated record.
AUGAGAGCAUUUCUAAGAAGUUUAGACAUCGAUGCUUGGAAAGCCACCGAACAAGGUGAUCACAUUCCAACCAAAGUUGUUGAUGGUCAAAGAGUUCCAAAAAUCGAUGAUGAGUGGACUCAAAAUGAGCGUAGGCUUGUUCAAUGUAAUGUCAUAGCUAUCACAAAUCUCUAUUGUGCUCUAAGCAAAGACGACUUCAAUAGAGUUUCAGAUUGUGAAACGGCCAAAGAGAUUUGGGAUAAACUUGAAAGGGGUUCUGGGUCUACGCAGCAGUAUACCGGCGGUGACUACAAGGACGCCGGAGCCGGCAAUGGCGAUGAGAACCAUCGAGUCGGAGUCGUAGAGCUUGACUCGGUUCUUGGAAAGUCAUAUAUAUCAUCCGAAAAUGUGAGAAAAAUUCUUAGAUCUUUGCCUAAGAAUUGGGAAGCUAAGAAGACCGCUAUUCAAGAAGCUAAAAAUCUCAACACACUUCCUAUUGAUGAGCUCAUUGGUUCUUUGAUGACAUAUGAGCUAGAGAUGAAUGAUGGAGAUGACAACAAAGAAACUCACAAGAAAAAUCUAGCUCUUCAAGCCACUACCAAGGAGGUUGAAGUUGAGAAAGCUCUCGAUAAUGAAGAAGAGGAAGAAAUUGCACUCAUCACCAAAACCAUUUCAUCAUCAUCCAAGGACAAGUGGUUCCUUGAUAGUGGGUGCUCAAGACAUAUGACGGGGGACCAUUCAAAAUUUCUCUCUAUCGAGCCUCACAAAGGAGGAAGCGUAACAUUUGGAGACAACUCAAAAGGCAAGGUUAUUGGCAUUGGAUCUAUUGGUAUCUCUUCUUCCUUAUCUAUUGAUGAUGUGUUACUUGUUAAAGACUUAAAACAUAACUUGCUUAGCAUUAGUCAGCUAUGUGAUAAAGGUUAUGAUGUGCUUUUUAAAUCGAAUAAAUGCAUUGUUAAAAAGAAUAACAAUGAAGUGUUUCAUGCUCUUAGAAAUGAUAAUCUAGGAAAAUUUGAACCUAAAUCGGAUGAAGGUAUUUUCUUAGGAUAUUCUUCUCGUAGCAAAGCAUUUAGAGUGUUCAACAAAAGAACACUUAUUGUUGUUGAAUCCAUACAUGUUGUAUUCGAUGAGUCACAAUUGCCCCCUCCUACUUGUUCAUUGAAUGAUGAUGAGGAUAUAAUUGAGAUUGAAAAGAAUUUUGAGAAUCUUGAUCCAUACAAUUCACCUCUUGAAGAUCUCCCCAAAGAUGAUCCAAAAGAAAGUCAUCCUCAUAAAGACACACUCCCUAAGGAUUAG